AUGGGGGCUUUUCUAUCUGUAUCCGGCCACGGCCACUCCUCCCACCCCGAGCACUGCGCUCGCUUUAAUCGCGUCGACCGCAACGACUCCCCGCCGUCGCCGUGCAGGAUGUGCAAGCUGAACGUGGAGACCGGCGCGGCGGCCUAUCGCUGCUCGGAGCCCGGCUGCGACGUCGUCCUCCACGACGCCUGCUACCGACGCCCGACGACGCUCAAGCGCCACUUCGGGCACCCGCAGCACCGCCUCACCCUGGGCGCCGACACCCGCGCCGGCCUCUCGUGCAGCCUCUGCGCCCAGCCGCUCGGCACGCCAACCGUCGCCUACAGCUGCGCUCACAGCAGGUGCGCCGGUUUCAGCGCUCACCCGCGCUGCUGCAACCUCCCGAGGAGCAUGACCACGCCGCCGGACCUGCACGAGCACACCAGGCUUGUCCUGCGCCCUCCGUCGGCGCCGGGUGGGAACAGUGGCAACAGCGAGGCGCGGCCGCGGCGAAUAUGUCUCAAGUGCGGGAAGACGGCCACGACCGCGGGGCGGAAGGCCGCACCGUGGUCGUACCAGUGCCCCAAGUGCGCCGGUGUGGAGUACUGUCUCGCGUGCGUGCUCGGCAACGACGACGGUAGCACCGUGCGGUGCUGCUGCUUGCCGUGCUGCGCCGUCGACCCUGCAGGCGUGCACUGUGUUGGGUAUUUGGCCGGGGCGCUCUUGUGUGGGUUCUUGUCUGGAAUGGGAUGCCCGGGCAUCCCAACUCAGCCGUACCCCGGCGACAUGGAACUUACUCCCAGAUACCGAACGUGA
Messenger RNA from Miscanthus lutarioriparius, 795 nucleotides. NCBI's taxonomy places the organism in Eukaryota, Viridiplantae, Streptophyta, Magnoliopsida, Poales, Poaceae. The record is from the annotation of a GenBank genome assembly.